Rasamsonia emersonii CBS 393.64 is the source of this 1149-nucleotide messenger RNA. RefSeq lists its product as uncharacterized. Gene Ontology annotation, cellular component: cytoplasm. Bases 1 to 1149 code for a protein of 382 amino acids. The record is from RefSeq and is a predicted model, not a curated record. Lineage: Eukaryota; Fungi; Ascomycota; Eurotiomycetes; Eurotiales; Trichocomaceae. Gene Ontology annotation, molecular function: oxidoreductase activity. The transcript has 2 exons.
AUGUCUGCCACAUCGGGUGAAUCGAAACCCAUUCAUAUUCUCUUCGUCGGCGCUGGCGCUGUCGGUUGCUUUUAUGCAUCGCGCUGUCACCAUGUGAGUCCGACGAUAACUACUCUCGAUGCUAUGAGAGAUUCUGACUAUGGUCAGCCGUCCGCGAACAUCUAUGUAUCAUUGAUCUGCCGUUCCAAUUACGCCACCAUCUCACGAUCCGGCGUCACCCUUGAGACACGCAGCUUUGGAAACUACCACUUCAAGCCUCAUGCGGUCUACUCCUCUAUUUCCCACGCAGCCACGUCGCCUGACGCGCCCCCGGAGGGAUGGGAUUACGUCGUGGUCACCACCAAGGCCCUGCCUGAGAUUACCGACGACUCGAAGGAGAUUGAGCCGCUCAUCCGACGAGCGCCGGAUGGAAAGACCUGUAUCGUGCUGAUUCAGAAUGGGGUGGGCAUCGAAGAGGCCCAUCGCAAGAGAUUCCCCCGGAACCCGAUCGUCAGUGCUGUGACGGUCAUCAGCGCCGAGCAAAUCAGCCAUGGUGUCGUCCGCCAGAACCGCUGGACACGCAUCAGCCUGGGCUCAUACUCGGACGGUCGUGGAGGAGAGACGCCGGAAAUGAAAGAGGUCUCCAAGCGAGGGGACGAGUGCGCCCGCGAACUCGCUCGCAUCCUCACCGAUUACGGAAAACUGCGCGACGCCGAGUACCACGACGAGACGGAUCUGCAGCUCAUCCGCUGGCACAAGAUCUGCAUCAACGGCUCAAUGAACCCAUCUGCCGUGCUGUCGGGGGGCCUUGGCAACGCGACCAUGGUCCGCGACCCCGACCUGCGCGAACAUCUCAAAGGCUGCAUGGACGAAGUAUUUGCGGCCGUGCCGGCGAUCCUGAAGAGGGAGUUCCCUCCCAGUCUGGCGAAGCCAGAGAAGAUUCUCGCCAGCACGGAGAGAAACGUUGGUGCGAAGCCCAGCAUGCUGCUCGACUGGGAGGCAGGUCGGCCGAUGGAGUUGGAAGUUAUCCUGGGAAACCCCAUCCGGAUCGCCCGCGCGCACGGGGUGGAAAUGCCCAGACUGCAAACAUUGUAUGCUUUGUUGAAGUCAGCGAGCAAGGCGAGGGAAGAAGCAAAGAAGAAGCAGACCACGCGGACGUCAAAUCUAUGA